AUGUCGAAGCGCACCGCCGAUGCCGAGGGCCACGGCCCGCUCAAGGGAGGCCAUCGUCCGGAUCUCAUGGACGUCGACGACAAGGACAUGGGCGAGUUCGAGGACGAGUUCGAGGACGAGUUCGAGAGCGAGGAUGAAAUCUUCGAGGCCGGCGUCGACGGCCGGCCGGACGCCGAGAGGGAAGCGGAGGAAAAGGCCGCAGCGUCCAUGGACGUCGACCAGGACACCUUCAUCGUCGGCCGCAGCAAGCUCGAGCCAGGCCAGACGCUCGCACCCGACGUGACGACGUACGAGAUGCUUCACAACCUCAGCACGCCCUGGCCGUGCCUCUCGUUCGACAUCGUCCGCGACUCCCUCGGCGACGACCGGAGCGUCUACCCGGCCACCAUGUACACCGUGGCCGGCACCCAGGCCGACUACGCCAAGGCCGCCGACAACCAGCUGCUCGUCACAAAGUUCAGCGGCCUCAGCCGCAUGGAAAAGGUCGACGAGGGCUCCGACGACGAGGACUCGGACGACGAGCAUGCCGACCCCAUCCUCGAGAGCCGGUCCAUCCCGCUGGGCACGACGACGAACCGCAUCCGCGCCCACCAGAUGCCCGGCUCCGAGGCCGGACGACCGCCGACGACGCUGACGGCGACCAUGACGGAAUCCACCGACGUCUUCAUCCACGACGUGACGCCUCACCUCGCCUCCUUCGACAACCCCGGCAGCGUCGUCACGGCGCAGCAGAACAAGCCCAUCUCGACGAUCCGCGCCCACAAGUCGGAAGGCUACGCCGUCGACUGGUCGCCCACCGUGCCCGGCGGCAAGCUGCUCACGGGCGACAACGACGGUCUCAUCUACGUCACGACGCGGACCGACGGGGGCGGCUGGGUCACCGACAACCGACCCUUCCAGGGCCACGCGGGCAGCGUCGAGGAGAUUCAGUGGUCGCCGUCGGAGCAGUCCGUCUUCGCCUCGGCCUCGAGCGACGGCACCAUCCGCAUCUGGGACGUCCGCUCCAGGUCUCGCAAGCCGGCCAUCACCGUCAAGGUGUCCAACCACGACGUCAACGUCAUGUCCUGGUCCCGCCAGACGUCGAACCUCCUCGCCUCGGGCGCCGACGACGGCGCCUGGGGCGUCUGGGACCUGCGGCAGUGGAAGACCGACGCGGACAAGCCGCAGCCGCUCGCCCACUUCAACUUCCACAAGGAGCAGAUCACGAGCCUCGAAUGGCACCCCACCGACGACUCCAUCAUGGCCGUCGCCGCCGGCGACAACACCGUCACCCUCUGGGACUUGGCCGUCGAGCUCGACGACGAGGAGAGCAAGGACACGGCCGGCGUCAAGGACGUCCCGCCCCAGCUGCUCUUCGUCCACUACCUCAAGGACGUCAAGGAACUGCACUGGCACCCGCAGAUCACCGGCAGCCUGAUGGCCACGGGCGAGGAGCUGAGCGUGUUCCGGACCAUAAGCGUCCGGCAAUUGCUCGUCAGCAACGACGGCAUGGAUUCGGAGAGGCGAGCUUUGCCACCCAAACAACGUGGCCCUCGGCUCGUCCUCGUCGCCGCGUCGACGAUGAGACUCUUGAGCACGACGAGCCUCCGAUUGGAAUUGUUUCCCGGAGAUGUCGUGCCCGAGUACACCGUUCUCUCGCACCGAUGGGAGGACGACGAAGUCACGUUUGAGCACGUCGAGUCGGGCACCGCGCGAGGCCGCCGAGGCUUCCCCAAGAUGAAGAGCAGCGCGCGGCAAGCUCAAGAGGGCGAGCACGGCACCGGGCACAUCUGGAUCGACACGUGCUGCAUCGACAAGUCGAGCAGCGCAGAGCUGUCCGAGGCCAUCAAUUCCAUGUUCCGAUGGUACCAGAGGGCGACGCGGUGUCUCGUCUACCUCUCCGACGUCGUGUCCGUGGACGAGCUGGCCGAAAGCCGAUGGUUCACAAGGGGCUGGACGCUACAGGAGCUCAUCGCCCCGAAGGAGGUUCGCUUCUUCAACAAGCACUGGGAGCACCUCGGCGACAAGAAAAGCCUCGGGCGCCGGCUGAGCUUCAUCACGGGCAUCGGCGAGGACGUGCUUCUCGGCGCCGACCUCGACGCCGUGCCGGUCUGCCGCAAGCUCUCGUGGGCGGCGAAUCGAGCGACGACGCGGCCCGAGGACAUGGCGUACUGCCUCAUGGGUCUGCUGCGCGUCAACAUGGCCCUGCUCUACGGCGAGGGCGCCGAAAGGGCCUUCAAGAGGCUGCAGGAGGAGUUUAUUCGGGAGUCGGAGGACGAGACCGUCUUUGCCUGGACGGCCGACCGGGACGAGGUGGACGGGAAGCCGUACUGGGGGAUGCUGGCCCCCUCGGCCGGCUACUUUCGCCGCUCGGCCAACUUGACCAUUCCUCGGUUCAAGGUCCCCCGUCAGGGCCAACCGACGACGGUGACGAACCGAGGCCUGAGGACGACGCUGCUCCUGCGGAGCCUCGAGACGGACGGCCCGCAGACGCUGUUCGUCGCGCCUCUCAACUGCUCGCGCUCGGACCGGGACGACGAGGGCGACGGGGAUCCUCCCGAGGCGUUUACAAUAACGCUGCAGAAGCUGUCGGACUUUGAGUCGCAGUACGCCCGGGUCCGGCCCGACAUGGUCCUCCCGAUCGGCGAUGCCGACGCAUCCGGGCACGGCGGCGAGCCGCACAUGUCGACGGUGUUUGUCCGAUCGACGCCCAGGGAGUCGGACCCCGUGGCGGGAUUCUGCGUCCACGGGCGGCGGGACGUGGCAUUCACCUUUGUCGCGGGUUCGCCUCGGGGGCCGGUCGCCGUGCAGGGGCAUGUGGUGGCGACAUUCGGCGGCGGCGGCGGCGUCGACGACGACGACGACGACGACAACGAUGACGAAGAUGACGAAGAUGACGACGCGUCGAUUCGGCCGUCCCCUCCGAUGCGGCGGUACUGCUUUCUCGACAUCCCGCCGGCCGAGGUGGACGCAAAGGUGGGAGGAUUCCACGUACGGAACCUGCGACGGAGACGCGUCGUGGGCAGCCUCGUGAUGAAGUUCACGGCGCAUCUGGACGAUCGACCGCCGCCGUCGAACCGGAUCCUGCCGACGUCGUCCUACCGGGACCCCCACCUCGUCGUCGGACUGGAGCCCGCGCCUCGCAACCAACUGGGGACGCCGUCAGGGUUCGUACGGCCGUGGUACACGUUCAGCGACGGCGGCGACCAAGAAGCGUUGGAAGGCUUUGCUUCGGGAACGACGGCGCCGAGACGGCAGCACAGGGCUCCCGGAGGCGCGAGCAUCCAAGUGGGCUUUUCGGCCGUCACGAUCCGGUCAAGGACAUACUACGAGGUCGAGCUCAUCAACGCGACAGAUCAAAGCACGACGGCGAGUCGGGCAUGA
Molecule: messenger RNA, 3363 nt
Organism: Drechmeria coniospora
Lineage: Eukaryota; Fungi; Ascomycota; Sordariomycetes; Hypocreales; Ophiocordycipitaceae
Exons: 3
Coding region: 1-3363 (1120 amino acids)
Molecular function (GO): protein binding
Source: RefSeq, a predicted model, not a curated record